Messenger RNA from Micropterus dolomieu (smallmouth bass), 2306 nucleotides. It is a transcript of the gene dnajb1b, whose product is annotated as DnaJ heat shock protein family (Hsp40) member B1b. Lineage: Eukaryota; Metazoa; Chordata; Actinopteri; Centrarchiformes; Centrarchidae. Bases 163 to 1209 code for a protein of 348 amino acids. The transcript has 3 exons. The record is from RefSeq and is a predicted model, not a curated record. Gene Ontology annotation, molecular function: transcription corepressor activity; Hsp70 protein binding. Gene Ontology annotation, cellular component: cytosol.
CUUGUUAUGGAAAACUCUGGAACUUUCCGCGCGGUUUAUAAAGCAAAUGUUCGGGCGCAGCGCAGCGAGUUGAGACAGAAGACGGGCUGAGGACGUGUCCCUGACUGAAGUCGUAAAUAACUGUUUCUGAACAGCUUUAACGUUUACUAAGGAGGCCGCUGGAUGGUAAAAAUGGGUAAAGACUACUACGACAUUUUGGGAAUUAAGAGAGGAGCGUCGGAUGACGAUAUUAAGAAAGCUUACCGUAAGCAGGCUCUGCGCUAUCACCCCGAUAAAAACAAGUCACCGGGAGCCGAGGAGAAAUUUAAAGAAAUCGCCGAAGCUUACGACGUUUUGAGCGACCCGAAGAAAAAGGACAUCUACGACCGUUAUGGCGAAGAAGGUCUGAAAGGUGGGGGGCCCUCAGGAGGUGGUGGUCCUGGCACCUUUAGCUACAGCUUCCAGGGCGACCCUCAUGCCAUCUUUGAAGAGUUCUUCGGUGGACGAAACCCCUUCGGACAGUUCUUUGGUGCCCGCAAUGGAGGCAUGGAUGAGGACAUGGACACUGACGACCCUUUUGCCCGCUUUGGGAUGGGGGGCGGUGGAAUGGGCGGGUUCCCUCGCUCCUUCAGUUCUGGAAUGGGGGGAAUGGGCGGUCACAGUAGCGUUGUGAAGAAGCAGCAGGACCCCCCUGUUGUUCACGACCUUCGGGUGACGUUGGAGGAAGUUCUGUCAGGUUGCACAAAGAAAAUGAAGAUCUCGCGUAAGAGGCUGAACCCUGACGGGCGAACGCUAAGAACAGAAGAUAAAAUCCUGGAGGUGCAGAUAAAGAAGGGGUGGAAAGAGGGCACGAAAAUCACUUUUCCCAAAGAGGGGGAUGAGACACCUACAAACAUUCCAGCUGAUGUGGUCUUCGUAUUAAAGGACAAGCCACAUCCGGUAUUUAGACGCGAGGGAUCUGACAUCAUUUACACAGGGAAGAUCUCACUCAGAGAUGCCUUGUGUGGCUGUACAGUCAAUGCACCCACACUGGAAGGCAGAACAGUGACCGUGUCAACAACAGAUAUCGUGCAGCCAGGGAUGAAGCGACGCAUUAGUGGCGAGGGGUUGCCUUAUCCCAAACGCCCUGAUCGUCGAGGUGACCUUAUAGUGGAGUACGAGGUCAAAUUCCCAGAAAGGCUCAGCCAGAGCGCCCGGGACACCAUCGCUCAGGUCCUCCCGCGAUCUUAAAGGAGACAAAACGGACCUCCAGGACUUAAGAAUUGUUACGCUAAACUGCCAACUUUAUUUUAUUAUAUUUUUUUUUUUUUAAGUCAAUGAUCAUAUGGACAUUCAUAUGGAAUUAUAAAUCACAUCAGACAAAGGACAGACUCGGGACAGAUUGCGCUGUUUGUAAACUGUUAUGCAUGGUGUAAAAACCACCUCGGGAAAAUGCUCACCAUGACAGACUGCAGCAUUUCACAGGCUAGAAUGUAAAUAUGCCCAACAUUGUUUGAUGUUUGAUUUACUGAAUAAGAUUAUAUUUUGAUGGAAAAUAAGUGUAUUAUAAUAUAUAAAAUACAUGUGGGAUUCUGUGAGAACUGUUUUGUUGGUAAUAAAAAAAAAAGGUUUGUGCUGAAGAUUUCAUUUUGGUAUAAAAUUGCAACGUGAAGAUUUGCAUUGACUUGUUUAUUUAAGACGGGCCGUGAGAUGUGGAGUAAGAUUUUGUAUUUGUUUGCAUGACCAGCAUUGCAGGUCAUACACUACACAAUGACAACGUUGCAUCCAAAUGAAAAGCUGUUGGGCGACUGAUGUCACAACAAAAGGCAGUGCUUAUUGUUAUUGUUAACCACUGUUAUAGAAAGAACAAAGAAAUGAAAACAGGUGCUGUAAACAUGAAUAUGUGGCCUUACAGUUCUUCACUACGGAGAGUCCAUGAGGCUCUGAAAGCUACGUGUGGGAAGUUUUCUCUUUCCUGCAGAGGGCUAAGGGAUGUUACCAAUGGCAGGCAGAGGGUUGUAGCGCAUGAUUUCUGCAGAGACGCACUGACCUUAAUUUCAAAUGAAGGGAUUUUGAAAGUGAUCUUGUUUCAUCCUAAAUCAUGCAAAAGUAUGUUUCUAGUGUAUUUAGAAUAAUAAUGGCACUUUGGCAAAAGUUCAUUAUGGUAGAUCUUUUCUGUUUUGCCUCUCUUCCUCUAUGGUUGAAUUUCCUUUAGGCUGUUCCACAUCACCAAAUUCCUUUACAUUCACAAAUUCUGAUGUCCCUGUUGUCUGACCAAUGACAGGGUCUACUUGCCUAAAUGUCUUUUUCUGUUGCUAACCUCAAUAAAUACUGUUAUACACUUCCAA